AUGAAUGCACCUACGAAGCCUCAGCGCUUGCCGACCCCGUCCCUGCGACAGCAAUACUACACUUGCAGACAUGCGAAGAGCGGAGGCCAUCAGCAGAUGGGAGGAAGUGUCAGUCUUCCUAACCUUCCAGAGCAUCCGUGCGGUGAUGCCGGCAGGGACCGGGAAGGCUUGCAGUUCUUCUCGGGGCAAGCUGAGGUGCUAACCUUUGAGGAUGUGAUCUCUGACCAGCCUCGAGACAUCAGUCAGAGCGGCGUUACUCCUCCGCGAAAAACGCCGUUGCGGGCGCAGCGAUUUGGGUCUUCCAUCGUAUCGCGCGAUCGGGUCCAGCAGACGUUACCUCGCCACAUUGAACUGUGUGAUGACAGAAAGGCUGUCCAGCACGCUCAAAGCAGCUUGGAGCAGUUGGGGUCUGUAAUCAGGGACUUCGAGCUUUUUGGCCGAGGGCCAGAGGUGAAUGCAGCCCAGCCGCAUCGGCGCAUGCGAGGGCUCGACUUCUUGUACAGCGUUCGCAACGAUUCGGCAAUGCUACCUAAGCCAGAAGACGAAGGAGGUAUGAAGGCAAGGGAAGAUAACGACGAAGAGCUGCAGAAUGACCAGCGACGCUCAAGAGUUUGGAAGCUGCUGAGGACAGUUCCGUACUUCAUGACAUUGGAGACCUCCUACAAUGGCAUGACGUGGAAGCUCAGCAAGAAGUGCCAAUUCUUCAAGGAAGCAGCCGGUCAGGUUGUCUUCCGACAGGGCGAUCCAGCUGGCAACUGUUAUGUCGUAGUGACUGGCGAGGUAGCGGUGAAGAUCUUCAAAGACGCUGGGAAAGAUGAGGAUGUCAUGACAAAUGUGCGCCUGGCAACGAUUGGGGGCUUCAUCAAACUGCAUCAGCAGCUCUUGACCGGGCAGUGGAAGUGCAUUCCAUAUUGCGUGAUGUGUAUGUUCUACAGCAGACUGUACGAGACCUUGACGCAACGCGAAUGGGGAACAUACAGAGAUGUUCGUCGGCUUCCAAGAUAUCGCAUUGUUGAAGAUGAGAUCACUGCCGAGAGCUCAGGUAGCACGAGUGGAGAGGAGGAGCAACAGCUCAGGAAGUAUUUCGCUUGGGCCUCGCCGAAAAAGCCUGCCAAGCAGAAGGCAGAGACGGAUUCUCAUGUGAAGACAAUGAGGCGCAGGUCGAUGCAAAGCGUUUUGGCCAUCGUUGUGGAAGCUGCUGAUGCAGUUGACAAAUCAGCUGCUGAUGUGGCUGAUGAUCCUGAAAGGGACAUGACACUCUACGAGCAGUUGCAGCAGGAAGACAAUCCACGCUACAAAACCGCAGAGGGUCACUGUACUUGGUGCCCUCAGGACUCGUGCCUCGGCGACACGGUCGUGACUUUGGGUGCAGGGUCCAUAUUCGGAGAGAUGGCGCUGCAGAAUGACAAGCCCCGUGCUGCAACCAUCGAGUGCGUGCAGGAUUGUGAGUUCCUUGUGAUCCCACGGUUCGUGUACAGGAGGAUUCUCAAGGAGAUCACCAGCAGGUCUGCCGACAGCUUGAAGGCUUCCUCCAUCCUGAGGAAGCUGGACUUCUUCAUGGACAUGGAGGCAGAGCGACCUGGCACCAUCGACCGUCUUGCGCAAAAGACCGCGUGGCAGGACUGUCCAGCUGGGCAGGUCAUCUUUCGCCAACAAGACCCACCCGGAAACUGCUAUGUGCUAUGUGAGGGAACGGUGGAUGUCUACAAGUGCGGCCCCGAGAUGCUUCCUCGCGAAGGGGAGAGGCGCAAGCUGAAGCGCACAAUGACGCCUCGCACGUGCACCAUGUUCGACAUGAGAGAGUUCACCACUCUCGUGGAAGCUAUGCGUGGUUCAAAAGGUUUCCGCAAGGAUCAGCGGUACUUGACUUUGGAAAGAUUCAGUUGCUUCUGCAAGGCCUCUGUGUUGGGCCCUUGCGUGGUGACUCUGGAAGCGCCUGCAUGCUUCGGGGAGCUGGCUCUUAAGAAUACUCAGCCUCGAGCAGCGACGGUGAAAUGUCGGACAAAAUGCCGGCUGAUGAUCUUGGAGAAGCAGCAUGUCCUGCACGUGCUGACAGAGGUAAUGGCCAGAGUUCGCUUCUUCAACGACCGACUUCCUGGCAUUGGUGAUGCAGAGUACAGGAUGGACCACCCCUGUCAGUACUUCAGCCUUCGCAAGUUCCCACAAGGCUAUCAGUUCACGCACGAGGGCAUUGUUAUGACGGAGCCCGCGCUGUACGUGCUGAAAAGCGGGGCCUUAGAGUUCCGCAGAUACAGGAGAACGAGCCAGAACCCAGUGUACGUUCUUUCGCAUUUGCCGAUGGUUGAGUCGGCCUGGAAGUCUGUUGCGGCCAGGCCACGCACCGGCGUUGCUGGGAGCAAGAGGUUAGGCUCGAGGCCCAAAAGCAGGUCAAUCCAGAGUCGUCCGGCUCUAAGUUUCUGGAGCCAGAGACUGUGUGCCAUUUUCUCGAGUCCGAUCUCUUGUCUCCAAGCUUCACACGACCACCACCGGUGCCACCACCACCACCACCACCACCACCACCACCACCACCACCACCACCACCACCACCACCACCACCACCACCACCACCACCACCACCACCACCACCACCACCACCACCACCACCACCACCACCACCACCACCACCACCACCACCACCACCACCACCACCACCACCACCACCACCACCACCUACUACUACAUUGUGUCAGCAUUUGA
This is a messenger RNA of Symbiodinium sp. CCMP2592, 2697 nucleotides long. Lineage: Eukaryota; Dinophyceae; Suessiales; Symbiodiniaceae. The record is from the annotation of a GenBank genome assembly.